AUGAAAACCUUUCCCCUCUUUCUCCCAAAACCCUUGGCCUUUUUCUCCACGAUGAUGUUCUGUCGUCUCCUCACCAGAGCUUCCCAUUUCCGUUUUCUGCCUCUUCUUUCCUCCAAAUCCCCGCCAUGUCCUUCCUUCUCUCAACACCAUCCACUUUCCCUCGUCCGUUUCCUCUCAACCAACAACAAUGACAAUAGGAAAGAUCAGUCAUUUUCCAAUCCCUGGAAUUUUGCCGAAGAAGCUAACGGCAAAUUCGGGAAUCCUUUCCCCGAUGAAUCGCAAAAGAAGAGCGGGGAAGGGGAUUGGUUGGUUGGAGAGGAAGACAAAGCGUGGAGCUUUGGAGAAGAAGACAAAGAUGAUGGCGUGUUUGAUUUUAAAGAAGAAGCUGUACAAGAUGUUGGUCUAACCAUUGAUGGUACCGGUAUUGCUUUGGGUGUUGAUGAGGUUGAGGACCGGGAGAAGCUUGAAGAAGAAGAGAAACAACUCACUGCCGUACUCAAAGGCCCGAAUCGUGCAUUUGGUGACCUUAUUGCAGCAUCCGGUAUCACAGAUGCGAUGCUUGACAGUUUGAUAGCUCUAAAGGAUCUGGAAGGGGUUGAGGGGUUGCCACCUUUAAGUGUUAUAGAAGACAUGCGUUAUGAAAAGAAUACGAGGAAAUCCACAAGAGCUGAAAUGGAACGCCAGAAGCUGGAGGAGAUGGCCAAAGAAAGGGUAAGACAAGUAGAUGAUAAAGGAAGGGCUUAUGGGACUGGGAGAAGGAAAUGUAGUAUAGCUCGUGUUUGGGUUGAACCUGGUGAUGGGAAGUUCAUUAUCAAUGACAAAGAAUUUGAUGUCUAUUUCCCAAUGCUUGAUCACCGUGCUGCUCUUCUUCGGCCAUUCUCAGAGACCAAGACCUUGGGCCUUUGGGACAUCAAAUGCACUGUUAAAGGAGGUGGUCUUUCUGGUCAAGUAGGAGCAAUUCAGCUGGGAAUCAGUAGGGCCUUGCAAAAUUUUGAGCCGGAGCUACGUCCUCCCCUUAGAGCCGCUGGUUUCUUGACAAGGGAUUCACGUGUGGUUGAAAGGAAAAAGCCAGGGAAGGCAAAAGCAAGGAAGAGCUUCCAAUGGGUCAAGCGUUGAUGGUCAGUUUUUUGUUGCUCAGAUUUUUCCUCAAAGGGGCUUCUUUUCUUUCCUCGUUUUCUUUGCAUUGGAUGAAAAGCUAACCUUUAUUUUGACAAUGCUGCAAUAAUUUCUUUCACAAGGUUUGGUGUUAGUUAUGUGAUGUGCUUGUAAUUUCUAGCUUCCCCUACAUGAUUAGUAGCCAGCAGUGUUAGGAAGAUUUUGUUGAGCAAGAAUUACUUUUAAGAUAUUGCCGGUAUAACAAGGGAGAAAUAGGUCCUUUAUUUUUAUUUUUAUUUUUGGUGAAAGAAGGAAAACCGGUUGGCAUCUCAUUGACUCAUAUCUUGCUGCACCGUUUUAGGUGUCUGCCAUUAUUCAGAAGGAAAGUUUAGCAACUAUUCAUAUUAUGUUAUAAUAUUGAGUCAUAAUCAUGUUGCCAAGAAUUUUGUAUUAUAAAAAAUUUGAUAUGUUAAUAAUUGACAUUAUAUAUGAUUUUUGGACAUGUCAUAAAUAUAAUGUUGUAUUCUUACCUUUG
Messenger RNA from Gossypium raimondii (Peruvian cotton), 1630 nucleotides. RefSeq names its product 30S ribosomal protein S9, mitochondrial. Gene Ontology annotation, molecular function: RNA binding; structural constituent of ribosome. Gene Ontology annotation, biological process: translation. The transcript has 4 exons. Bases 1 to 1116 code for a protein of 371 amino acids. Lineage: Eukaryota; Viridiplantae; Streptophyta; Magnoliopsida; Malvales; Malvaceae. Gene Ontology annotation, cellular component: ribosome; cytosolic small ribosomal subunit. The record is from RefSeq and is a predicted model, not a curated record.